Colletotrichum abscissum is the source of this 1596-nucleotide messenger RNA. RefSeq lists its product as uncharacterized. The record is from RefSeq and is a predicted model, not a curated record. The coding region runs from base 1 to 1596 and encodes 531 amino acids. Lineage: Eukaryota; Fungi; Ascomycota; Sordariomycetes; Glomerellales; Glomerellaceae. The transcript has a single exon.
AUGCCGAAAUCAGGGGAAUUUGCCUUCGCUGAAGAGCGGUCUUCAUCAUCCGUAGAAGAUUUUGACCUCGAUGACGAACACAAGGAACCAUUGCUGCCCGGCUCGACCUCGAUCUCGCGCCGGAGGCAACGAGGAACACUGCUUGCAUGGCUUAAAGGACGGCCAAAGUCAUUGUUGAGAAAGUUCCGUCGACAACCUCGAUCCCUCCCGCGACUCCUACUCCGAUAUACGUUCAUGUUCAUACUCUUCAUCAUCGUUACAACACCGAUAUUCUUCCCGUCGUACACGCGCCAUCCGAAGCACUACAAAAAUUUGAGAAAAAGAUGUCUGGUGUCCGACAGCCUUUCUGGCUGCGCCAAUAUGCAAAACGAAAAGGUAUUCAUUGCCGUCAGUUUGUUUGACCCAGAGGGCAAGAUUGCAGGGGGAGAAUGGGCCAAGAAUGUACUGGACCUAAUCCACAUGAUUGGCGAGGAGAACACAUUCCUUAGCAUCUACGAAAAUGACAGUGGUGACUUGGGUACUGCUGCUCUGGAGGAGUUUAAGAAAAAUGUGCCAUGCAAGCACAAGAUCGUCAGCGAGGGUCAGGUCGACUACAACGUCUUCCCGCAUGUCACCAUGCCUGAUGGAACACAGAGGUUGAAACGCUUGGCGUAUCUGUCCGAGAUGCGCAACCGCGCGCUCUACCCAUUGGACCAGUACGACACGGAUGCAGGGAUUGUCAAGUAUGACAAGAUCUUGUUCCUCAACGACGCGCUCUUUGCGCCGGUAGACGCCGCUCAUCUACUGUUCAACACGAAUGCGGGCGAAGACGGCAAAGCUCACUACCUGUCGGCAUGUUCCUUGGACUAUGACUGGAACCCUUUCCUCGAGUAUGACCUUUAUGCGCAGCGCGAUGCUGAAGGGUACUCCAACGGCAUCCCGAUCUUCCCCUACUUCACCAACAAGGGCCAGGCAAUCUCACGCAAGGCCAUGCUCUCGCAGACAGAUGCGGUCCCCGUCAAGAGCUGCUGGGGUGGAAUGGUGGCCAUGCAAGCCAAGUACAUCCAGAACCUGGAUAAGAAGCUGCCGACGAAAGACUGGCAAGCUAUUGCGCACCACGUCAUUAACCCAGACCACCCUCACAACACCACGACACCAGUCCGAUUCCGCUACGAACCCGAGGUCUACUUUGACGCCUGCGAAUGCUGUCUGUUCCUUGCCGAUGUUACGAGUGUCGCAGACAAGGCCGGAGAGCCAGACAUGGGCGUCUUUGUGAACCCAUACGUGCGCGUGGCCUAUCGCAAGAGAACACAACGCCUCGAGCGUGUUAUUCGCCAUUGGGAACGGCUCAUGGCCCUGCCGCAGGAGAUCAUUACCUACUUUUCACGGUUCCCGACCCCGAACCCUCACAGAGAGGUUGUCGAAGGGCAACGCUUCAUGGAAGAGAUUUACCAACGCCGGGAAGGGUGGAAGAUGGUUGAGCGAACGGGGCGCAACGGCAUGUUUUGCGGAGUCCGGGAGAUGCAGCUCAUCAAGGAGGGCCCGCGCAACGGACGCAACUGGGAGAACCACUAUAACAUCCCAUGGGCGGAACAGCAGUUGAACUUCCCCAUCUGA